AUGGAGGAGAAAUUACAAAGAAAAAACAAAACCAUGAUCGGGAAAUCACCGCCAGGAAACAAAAUCAACGCCGAUGCCAAUGUACAACGGCAGCAGAACAAAAAUAUGACCGGGAACUCACCGCCACAAAAUACCACCGCCAAUUCAUCCAACGAUGGCAAUGCACAACAACGACAGCAGAACAAAACCAUGAUCGGAAAGUCACCAGCAGGAAACGUCAAUGUAAACUCAUCCAAAUCCAAUGAUGGCAAUGUACAACGGCCGAACAAAACCAAGAUCGGGAACUCACCUCCAGAAAACGUCAACGCCAAUUCAUCCAAGGAUGGCAAUGUACAACAACGGCAGCAGAACAAAACCACGAUUGGAAACUCACCGGCAGGAAAGGUCAAUGCCAAUUCAUCCAAAUCCAAUGAUGGCGAUGGACAACAACGGCAGCAGAAGAAAACCAUAAUCGAAAACUCACAGGCAGGAAACGUCAAUGCCAAUUCAUCCAAAUCCAAUGAUGGCGGUGUACAACAACGGCAGCAGAACAAAACCAUGAUCGAAAACUCACCGCCAGGAAAGGUCAACGCCAAUUCAUCCAAAUCCAAUGAUGGCAAUGAAAUGCCAACGCCAAUUCAUCUACCGAUGGCAAUGUACAACGGCAGAACGAAACUAUGA
Cynara cardunculus var. scolymus (artichoke) is the source of this 660-nucleotide messenger RNA. Its product is annotated as translation initiation factor IF-2-like. The transcript is spliced from 2 exons. The record is from RefSeq and is a predicted model, not a curated record. Bases 1 to 660 code for a protein of 219 amino acids. Lineage: Eukaryota; Viridiplantae; Streptophyta; Magnoliopsida; Asterales; Asteraceae.